AUGCGUUUCGUUCUCUGGUCCCUCCCGUGGGCCUCAGUGGCCCUGAUCGGCGACGCUCUAGCUCGACCCCACGCCGCUCAAAGUGUGCUCUCCUUGUCCGACGAAGACGCCACAGAGAGAGCAGAGGCAGUGAAAGAGGCCUUCCAGCAUGCCUGGAAGGGAUACAAGAAAUACGCAUUUCCUCAUGACGAGCUCCAUCCGGUCUCCAACGGAUUCGGCGAUUCCAGGAAUGGAUGGGGAGCUUCGGCAGUGGAUGCAUUGUCCACUGCGCUCAUUAUGCGAGACGCCGACAUCGUCAACCAGAUCCUUGACUUCAUCCCGACCAUCGACUACACCCAGACUAACCAGCAGGUCAGCCUGUUCGAGACCACCAUCCGCUACUUGGCAGGCAUGCUUUCCGGCUACGAUCUGCUCACUGGUCCGCUGGCAGACCUGGCGAGCGAUUCCACAAAAGUGGACGCCCUACUGUCUCAGUCCAAGAAACUGGCCGAUAUCCUCAAGUUUGCCUUUGAUACCCCGUCGGGCGUUCCCUACAACGGUAUCAACAUCACCUCCAAGGGCAACAACGGUGCCACUUCGAAUGGUCUUGCCGUGACUGGCACCCUCGUUCUCGAAUGGACCCGGUUGUCCGAUCUCACCCAGGACCAGGAGUAUGCCAACCUGAGCCAGAAGGCCGAGUCGUACUUGCUGAAUCCCCAGCCGGCCACCGCGGAGCCCUUCCCGGGCCUCGUGGGCUCAAACAUCAAUAUCGACACGGGUCUGUUUGAAAACGGGUAUGUCAGCUGGAAUGGUGGCGAUGACUCCUUCUACGAGUACCUCCUCAAGAUGUACGUCUACGAUCCCUUGCGGUUCGGCGAGUACCUGAACCGAUGGGAGGCCGCCGUCAACUCGACCAUGGCCCAUCUGACCUCGCACCCGGCCUCGCGCCCCGACCUGACCUUCCUGGCGACGUACAACGACGGGUCCUAUGGCCUGAGCUCCCAGCACCUGACCUGCUUUGACGGUGGCAGCUUCCUGCUCGGCGGCUCCAUCCUCGAGCGCCAGGAUCUCAUCGACUACGGCCUGCAGCUCGUCGACAGCUGCUACGAUACCUACAACGAAACCGCCACGGGAAUUGGCCCGGAGCAGUUCAGCUGGGACUCGGCCUCGGUUCCGUCGGCCCAGCAGGCCUUCUACCAGCGUGCUGGAUUCUACAUCCAGAGCGGCUAUUAUAUCCUGCGCCCAGAGGUGAUUGAGAGCAUCUACUAUGCCUAUCGCAUUACGAAAGACCAGAAGUAUCAAGAAUGGGCCUGGGACGCCUUUGUGGCCAUCAAUGCAACGUGCCGCACCGAUUCUGGGUUUUCCGGCAUCACUGACGUGAACGCCGCCAACGGCGGAUCGCGCGACGACAACCAGGAGAGUUUCCUCUUUGCCGAAGUAUUGAAAUACUCGUAUCUCAUCCACGCACCGGGUAAGUCGUUCAGAUGCGGAAUGAGACCGAACGCCCGACUGACUUGUACAGAGGAUGAAUGGCAGAUCCAGGCUGGCGAUGGCCAGAACACCUUUGUGUUCAAUACCGAGGCUCACCCGAUCCGAGUUGCGCAGAGAUAA
Penicilliopsis zonata CBS 506.65 is the source of this 1590-nucleotide messenger RNA. RefSeq lists its product as hypothetical. Gene Ontology annotation, molecular function: mannosyl-oligosaccharide 1,2-alpha-mannosidase activity; calcium ion binding. NCBI's taxonomy places the organism in Eukaryota, Fungi, Ascomycota, Eurotiomycetes, Eurotiales, Aspergillaceae. The transcript has 3 exons. Gene Ontology annotation, cellular component: endoplasmic reticulum; Golgi membrane. Bases 1 to 1590 code for a protein of 529 amino acids. The record is from RefSeq and is a predicted model, not a curated record. Gene Ontology annotation, biological process: carbohydrate metabolic process; N-glycan processing.